AUGCUGCAACGGGGACGCCCCCUCCGCCUCAAAAUGGGAUUCGACCCCAGCCGCCCGGACAUUCACCUCGGCCACGUGGUGGGGCUGCGCAAGUUGCGGCAGCUGCAGGACCUGGGCCAUCAGGUAAUCCUCAUCGUCGGCGACUGGACGGCUCAGAUUGGCGACCCCUCGGGCCGAUCCGCCACCCGCUCGAUGCUCAGCCAUGCCGAGGUGCUGGACAACGCCGAAUCGUAUAUGCGUCAGUUCUUCAAGGUGGUAGACCGCGACCGCACCCAGGUGGAAUGGCAGAGCCAAUGGUUCGGGGACUUCACCCUGGCCAACGUCAUUGAGCUAACCAGCCGCUUCACCGUGGCCCAGUUCCUCGAACGCGACGACUUCGCCCGCCGGUUCGCCGACCACCAACCCAUCGCCAUCACCGAGCUGCUCUACCCGCUGCUGCAAGCCUACGACUCGGUGGCCAUUGAAGCCGACGUGGAAUUUGGCGGCACCGACCAGAUGUUCAACCUGCUGGUGGGCCGCGAGUUGCAGGAGAUGAUGGGUCAAACGCCGCAGCAGUGCUUCCUCAUGCCCAUCCUGGUGGGCACCGAUGGCGUCCAGAAGAUGAGCAAGAGCCUGGGCAACUACAUUGCGCUGGAAGAAUCGCCGCAGGAGAUGUACGGCAAGGUGAUGUCGCUGCCCGACAGCCUGAUACUCCAGUAUUACGAGUACCUGACCGACGUGCCCAACGCCGACCUCGCCGCCAUGGGCCAGGCGAUGGAGUCAGAUUCCGCCAACCCGAUGGAUUUCAAGAAGGGGCUGGCCCGUUCCAUAACCGCCACCUUCCACGACACCGCUGCCGCCAGCGGCGCCGAGACCCAGUUCGAGCAGGUGGUGCAGCGCCGCGACGUGCCCGAUGAUAUUCCCGAGUGUCGGCUGGCCGACGUUGCCGAACUGAGCAUCAACCAGCUAUUGGUGCGAACGGAACUGGUCGCCAGCGCCAGCGAGGCUCGCCGCCUGGUGGGCCAGGGCGCCGUGGAAAUCAUCCACAGCAGCGGCGACCGGGCAACCGUGGCAGCCGGAGCGCCACUACCAGCGCUGGCAGCCGGCGACGUGAUCCGCGCCGGUCGCCGCCGGUUCGUGCGGCUGGUGCAGUAG
Messenger RNA from Geodia barretti, 1134 nucleotides. The record is from the annotation of a GenBank genome assembly. NCBI's taxonomy places the organism in Eukaryota, Metazoa, Porifera, Demospongiae, Tetractinellida, Geodiidae.